Molecule: messenger RNA, 441 nt
Organism: Penaeus indicus
Lineage: Eukaryota; Metazoa; Arthropoda; Malacostraca; Decapoda; Penaeidae
Product: cuticle protein AMP1A-like
Exons: 3
Coding region: 10-426 (138 amino acids)
Cellular component (GO): chitin-based extracellular matrix
Molecular function (GO): structural constituent of chitin-based larval cuticle
Source: RefSeq, a predicted model, not a curated record
CCGAUCAACAUGAAGUUUGUAAUCCUCGCCUGUGUUGCCGCCGUGGCCCUCGCCGCCCCCCAGUACAGCUCAAGCGAAGAGGUUGUGCCAAUCCUUAGGGACGACCGCGUCCAAGAGGACGACGGAACAUACAGCUUCGACUUCGAAACUGGUAACGGCAUCCGCGUGUCCCAGGCUGGAUCCCCCGACGGUGAUGAGGACGCAGUGAUCAAGGCCGGAGAAUACUCUUACACCGCUCCUGACGGCACCCUCGUUGUCGUCAAGUUCGUGGCUGACGAGAACGGCUACCAGCCUCAGUCCGACCUCCUGCCCGUGGCUCCCGCUUUCCCCCACCCGAUCCCUCAGUUCGUCCUCGACCAGAUCGCCUUCGCCGCCGAGGAGGACGCUGCCCGCGCUCGCGCCGAUUCUGAUGAACGUUACAAUUAAAAGAGAUAAAGUUAC